AUGGAAGACGACGAUUUCUCCUACUCAUAAAGAGAUGAAAGAAACAAACGCUAUGAUAGUGAUAACUAUAAAAAGCGUAAUAACGUUAUUGAAACUUAGAAAAGAUAGGAGUAGAUGGCCAAAAGAAAUGAAUAAAGAUAAGGAACUGUAAAUCAAGAUGAUUCCUUUGAAUCAGAUGAUGAUAAUAAGAAAAAGGGAAAGAAAAAAUAAGAACCUACAAAAAUGUCUAAAGAAGAAAAGUAAAAAUUGUAUGAAUAAGAUAUGGAAAGCUGUGCAAAAGCCUAAAAAGGAAAAAAGAAAAAUAUCUGA
Messenger RNA from Tetrahymena thermophila SB210, 309 nucleotides. RefSeq lists its product as hypothetical. The record is from RefSeq and is a predicted model, not a curated record. NCBI's taxonomy places the organism in Eukaryota, Ciliophora, Oligohymenophorea, Hymenostomatida, Tetrahymenidae. The transcript has a single exon.